Messenger RNA from Homo sapiens (human), 7180 nucleotides. RefSeq names its product DISC1 scaffold protein (gene DISC1). The transcript has 14 exons. The coding region runs from base 79 to 2739 and encodes 886 amino acids. The record is from RefSeq and is marked reviewed. Lineage: Eukaryota; Metazoa; Chordata; Mammalia; Primates; Hominidae. Gene Ontology annotation, biological process: pyramidal neuron migration to cerebral cortex; response to electrical stimulus; regulation of synapse maturation. Gene Ontology annotation, cellular component: cell body; cytoplasm; ciliary basal body. Gene Ontology annotation, molecular function: protein-containing complex binding; identical protein binding; kinesin binding.
CCCUUCCCCCCGCCUCUGGCCUCGGGGAAGGAGCAGGAGGCAGCCCAGGCGGAGCGGGAGGAGCUGGCAGCGGGGCGCAUGCCAGGCGGGGGUCCUCAGGGCGCCCCAGCCGCCGCCGGCGGCGGCGGCGUGAGCCACCGCGCAGGCAGCCGGGAUUGCUUACCACCUGCAGCGUGCUUUCGGAGGCGGCGGCUGGCACGGAGGCCGGGCUACAUGAGAAGCUCGACAGGGCCUGGGAUCGGGUUCCUUUCCCCAGCAGUGGGCACACUGUUCCGGUUCCCAGGAGGGGUGUCUGGCGAGGAGUCCCACCACUCGGAGUCCAGGGCCAGACAGUGUGGCCUUGACUCGAGAGGCCUCUUGGUCCGGAGCCCUGUUUCCAAGAGUGCAGCAGCCCCUACUGUGACCUCUGUGAGAGGAACCUCGGCGCACUUUGGGAUUCAGCUCAGAGGUGGCACCAGAUUGCCUGACAGGCUUAGCUGGCCGUGUGGCCCUGGGAGUGCUGGGUGGCAGCAAGAGUUUGCAGCCAUGGAUAGUUCUGAGACCCUGGACGCCAGCUGGGAGGCAGCCUGCAGCGAUGGAGCAAGGCGUGUCCGGGCAGCAGGCUCUCUGCCAUCAGCAGAGUUGAGUAGCAACAGCUGCAGCCCUGGCUGUGGCCCUGAGGUCCCCCCAACCCCUCCUGGCUCUCACAGUGCCUUUACCUCAAGCUUUAGCUUUAUUCGGCUCUCGCUUGGCUCUGCCGGGGAACGUGGAGAAGCAGAAGGCUGCCCACCAUCCAGAGAGGCUGAGUCCCAUUGCCAGAGCCCCCAGGAGAUGGGAGCCAAAGCUGCCAGCUUGGACGGGCCUCACGAGGACCCGCGAUGUCUCUCUCGGCCCUUCAGUCUCUUGGCUACACGGGUCUCUGCAGACUUGGCCCAGGCCGCAAGGAACAGCUCCAGGCCAGAGCGUGACAUGCAUUCUUUACCAGACAUGGACCCUGGCUCCUCCAGUUCUCUGGAUCCCUCACUGGCUGGCUGUGGUGGUGAUGGGAGCAGCGGCUCAGGGGAUGCCCACUCUUGGGACACCCUGCUCAGGAAAUGGGAGCCAGUGCUGCGGGACUGCCUGCUGAGAAACCGGAGGCAGAUGGAGGUAAUAUCCUUAAGAUUAAAACUUCAGAAACUUCAGGAAGAUGCAGUUGAGAAUGAUGAUUAUGAUAAAGUAGAGACGGGGUUUCACUAUGUUGGUCAAGCUGGUCUUGAACUCCUGACCUCAAGCAAUCCACCUGCUUCGGCCUCCCAAAGUGCUGGGAUUACAGCUGAGACGUUACAACAAAGAUUAGAAGACCUGGAACAAGAGAAAAUCAGCCUGCACUUUCAACUUCCUUCAAGGCAGCCAGCUCUUAGCAGUUUCCUGGGUCACCUGGCAGCACAAGUCCAGGCUGCCUUGCGCCGUGGGGCCACUCAGCAGGCCAGCGGAGAUGACACCCACACCCCACUGAGAAUGGAGCCGAGGCUGUUGGAACCCACUGCUCAGGACAGCUUGCACGUGUCCAUCACGAGACGAGACUGGCUUCUUCAGGAAAAGCAGCAGCUACAGAAAGAAAUCGAAGCUCUCCAAGCAAGGAUGUUUGUGCUGGAAGCCAAAGAUCAACAGCUGAGAAGGGAAAUAGAGGAGCAAGAGCAGCAACUCCAGUGGCAGGGCUGCGACCUGACCCCACUGGUGGGCCAGCUGUCCCUGGGUCAGCUGCAGGAGGUCAGCAAGGCCUUGCAGGACACCCUGGCCUCAGCCGGUCAGAUUCCCUUCCAUGCAGAGCCACCGGAAACCAUAAGGAGCCUCCAGGAAAGAAUAAAAUCCCUCAACUUGUCACUUAAAGAAAUCACUACUAAGGUGUGUAUGAGUGAGAAAUUCUGCAGCACCCUGAGGAAGAAAGUUAACGAUAUUGAAACCCAACUACCAGCCUUGCUUGAAGCCAAAAUGCAUGCCAUAUCAGGAAACCAUUUCUGGACGGCUAAAGACCUCACCGAGGAGAUUAGAUCAUUAACAUCAGAGAGAGAAGGGCUGGAGGGACUCCUCAGCAAGCUGUUGGUGUUGAGUUCCAGGAAUGUCAAAAAGCUGGGAAGUGUUAAAGAAGAUUACAACAGACUGAGAAGAGAAGUGGAGCACCAGGAGACUGCCUAUGAAACAAGUGUGAAGGAAAAUACUAUGAAGUACAUGGAAACACUUAAGAAUAAACUGUGCAGCUGCAAGUGUCCACUGCUUGGGAAAGUGUGGGAAGCUGACUUGGAAGCUUGUCGAUUGCUUAUCCAGAGCCUACAGCUCCAGGAAGCCAGGGGAAGCCUGUCUGUAGAAGAUGAGAGGCAGAUGGAUGACUUAGAGGGAGCUGCUCCUCCUAUUCCCCCCAGGCUCCACUCCGAGGAUAAAAGGAAGACCCCUUUGAAGGUAUUGGAAGAAUGGAAGACUCACCUCAUCCCCUCUCUGCACUGUGCUGGAGGUGAACAGAAAGAGGAAUCUUACAUCCUUUCUGCAGAACUUGGAGAAAAGUGUGAAGACAUAGGCAAGAAGCUAUUGUACUUGGAAGAUCAACUUCACACAGCAAUCCACAGUCAUGAUGAAGAUCUCAUUCAGUCUCUCAGGAGGGAGCUCCAGAUGGUGAAGGAAACUCUGCAGGCCAUGAUCCUGCAGCUCCAGCCAGCAAAGGAGGCGGGAGAAAGAGAAGCUGCAGCUUCCUGCAUGACAGCUGGUGUCCACGAAGCACAAGCCUGAGGAGUGACGGGAUGGGGGAGGGAGGUGGGCCACCAUGUUUGGACCCGGGGGGCUGCUCUUCCCUCCCCCGCCAUAGCUAAGAUGCCUGAAUCAAUUACGGAGAUACAGAGCCUUGAGGUCUUUCAGUGGAAAGGUGGUUCAUGUUCAUUCUCAUCAGUGUGAAACUGAGGAGUCUGCAAUUUGGAAUAUGGAGAGAGAGACUGAUUUGCUGAAUUUCCUUCUAAAUGUCACUCAAAAAUUUCUUUUCCAUGUCAUUCUUGGGAAUGUCUUCCACAGGAUUUGAGAAUAGUUUCAUCUCAGCCCCCAUUAGAGAGAAGUUGGGGUGAAUUCUGGAAAAAUGUCUCUUUUUCCUGUGCCAUUUGCCUUCUGCUGCAACGAAAAUAUUUCCUGAUUCAAGAUUCUAUAAAAAGGAAACCAAGCAUAAGACUCUGUCAUCAUACCUGUUACACGUUCCUACAGGUGCACAAUCUAAGAGAGCUAAUUAACCUCAGAGUCUGGAGUUAACAGCUUUUCACCUUACUUCUCCUGUGAUCUAAUAUUAUCUUAGAAAAAUUAAUAUGCAAUUUCCAAAAGAUAUUUUGGUAAGACAACAACCUCCCAGUGAUAUGCCACCUUUCAAUUUUCCUUUUGUGGCAAUGAUUGCAUCUGAAGAAAGGAUCCCUGAGAGUCUCUGUUUCAUCAGGACAUUCUGAAAUUUACCCACAGUGAGGCUGUGGAUGGAUCAGGGGACCUGUAUAAAAUGUUUGAGCCUGUUCCAUUUUCCCGUGGAACCUGUUUCACUCAAUGCCAGGCAGUGCAGCAUUUAGGAAAGCAGUGCAGUACUCAGUAAGGCAGUGCAGUACUCAGUAACACAAUACAGUACUCAGGCAGUGCAGUACUCAGUAAGACAGUGCAGUGCUCAGUAAGGCAGUGCAAUACUCAGUAACAGUGUAGUACUCAGUAACAGUGAAGUACUCAGUAAUACAGUACAGUAUUCAGUAAGGCAGUGAAGUACUCAGUAAUACAAUACAGUACUCAGUUAGGCAGUGCAGUACUCAGGAAUGCAGCACAGUACUCAGGCAGUGCAAUACUCAGUGCGGUACUCAGUAACACAGUGCAGUACUCAGUAACAGUGCAGUACUCAGUAACAGUGCAGUACUCAGUAAGGCAGUGCAGUACUCAGUAACACAGUGCAGUACUCAGUAAUACAGUACAGUACUCAGUAAGGCAGUAUGGUACUCAGUAAAGCAAUGCAAUGCUCAGUAACACAGUGCAGUGCUCAAUAAGGCAGUGCAGUGCUCAGUAAGGCAGUGAAUUGCUUAGUAACACAGUGUAGUGCUCAGUAGGACAGCAUAGUACUCAGUAACACAGGGCAGCUAGUACUCAGUACUAUAAGUACUGAGUACUUAUAUAGGCAAUGUAGUACUCAGUAAAUCAGUGCAGUACUCAGUAAUGCAAGGGCAUUUCAGGCUCCUGCUGGGCUGCUUCUUUGGCCCAGCUGGGACUCCUAUUGAGACAGCUGCAAAACAGGCUGAUUUCAAUUAGGCAGCACUUCCCAAAGUGCACUGAGGAAGGUGGCCCCAAGAGAAGCUCUCUAAACAAAGGAGUACCCUCUCUGGUCAAGUACCUUUGGUAAAUACACCAUACCAUAAUAUCUGCUUGGAGAACCACAAUGCACAUUAGCAUAUUAGUCUGAGAGAGAACUUAUAGUAAGGAAACUCACUUGAUUUUAUCUAACCUCAAACUUUCCAAGUUUAAUGGAUCGUGAAUUUUUUUCAUGUAACUCCUAUUCAUAUCCCAUAGAUCUAGUAUUGUACAGCACUGCAUUCUCUGAGGAAGUCCCAGUCCAAACUCUGAUUUACAUCACUUUAGAAACCACACUCACACUUUUGCAGAGUGUUGAGCUUAAUAACUACCUGCCACAGAUUGGUAAAUUUAAUCCAGUGGUUGUUCUGUUUGUGCUUCUGUUCUCAUUUAUGUGUUUAGGGAUAGUGAGGUUCCUGCCUUCACUAGGAUCCACGGAUAUGAGACCAUUUUUGUCAUUUCCUGAAGUCACACUGGCGUUUCCAGAAGGCAUCUGGUGCUUUGCUCAGCCUUCCAUGCUGUGCAGCACUUCUGUCCUCAGUCAAGGAGAUGGCCAUGCUUAAGCCAGCAAUUGGCUGGGGUCCAGGAAACAAAGCAAAAGCACAAUAUGUGAAUGUGCUGAUUGUGUUCCCUAUGGCUUUAUCUCGAGCAAAAUACACUCUACAUAUUUUAAUAAUAAGUAUAAUUAGCUUGUUCCUGGACUUCAUUUUCAAUGAUGAACCAAAUUCCUGAAUUAUUUAUAAUUGUGUCUAAAGAAAAUUAUGAACUGGUCACAUGGCACUUGGAAUCCUUGAGUUAAUUCCAGUGAAGCAAAACUUGGGAAGAGUCAGGAUUGGCCACAUUGCCAAUAACAAAUUCCUACUUCGACAUAUGUCUUUUCAAAAAGCCUCCCAGACACAAGACAUCUUAACCGUCACUAGCCCAAGUGUUUUGUAUUACUCAGACACCAUCAUGAAAUAAUUCUGUGAGGUCAUGAUGUAUUUGAAAAUUCUGCAAGUUAAUAACUGCCUUGAAUUGUUUGAACCCGAAAUAAGGGUUCUUUGGUACCUCUAGUAGAUAGUGUGUUCAUUUCCCUGCUGCAAAUUUUGAAGUAUUUGGGCAGGUGAGUCAUGUUUUAACCACAAGCCAUAACUCAUCUGUUGUCUUUGCUUGGUCUUAGAGUAUCAUUCAGAAAGUCCGCUAAGGGCCAGCGUGCUUCUUCUGGCUACACAACCUUCUCAGGACAAGCCCACUGUCUUAAGCCACUUUGACCCUGGGAGACACAGGACUGUGUAUCCUCAAUCAUACUAUACAGCAGUUUUUGUCAGGGGAACAUAAAAAUAUCCAAGAGAGGUUAGGGCUUAGAUUUAAAAGCAUCAAAACAACAACAAUGGAAAUUUAUGUUGGCGAUAGCCAAGACCACAAGCAAAAGCACAUACUGGAAAUGAUGAGUUAGAAUCUGAUUUGACUGGGAUGUUUUAUGAGAAUGUAAGUGUGAUAUUAUACUGUCUGCCUUGCUGGAAUGCUGGCUUUCAAAUGGUCACCCAUUUUUCUUUCACUGGCCUGAGUUAGGACAUGCUAUCAGUAAUAGUCCCAGUUCCAUCCAACUUUCUGAAAUUUCAUUUUUUUUUUUGAGAUGGAGUCUCUCUCUGUCACCCAAGUUGGAGUGCAGUGGCCCCGCAAUCUCGGCUCACUGCAACCUCUACCUCCCAGGUUCAAGCUAUUCUACUGCCUCAGCCUCCCAAGUAGCUGGGGUUACAGGCAUUUGCCACCGGGCCCUGAUGAUUUUUGUAUUUUUAGUAGAGACAGGGCUUCACCAUGUUGGCUAGGAGGGUCUCAAACUCCUGACCUCAGGCGAUCCACCCCCACCUCGGCUUCCCAAAGUGCUGAGAUUACAGGUGUGAGCCACCGCACCCGGCCAACUUUCUGAAAUUUCAAAACUGAAUUGAUCCUUCUCCAAAUUAGUAUAUACUAUUGGAAACUUGUCUUUCCCUGCAGUAAGGCUGGUUUCCCCACCCCAGAAACAUGUAACGGUUGGUACCAUGCUAAGCCCUUGCCAUGCUAAGCCCUUUACAGUCAUAUCCUAUAAUCCCCAUAUCAACCUUAUAAGGAAGGUGUUUGUAGAUGAUGCAACUGAGCCUUAAGAGGACUAAUUCCCUUUUUCUAAGGCACAGAGCUGGUAAAAUGUGAAGUAAUAGUGAACCUAACAGUCAGAGACAGGCAGCAUGCUCUUAACUAGUGCUCUUCCUAAAGUUCCUUUAAUGUCCUUUUGAGAUUUUGAGCCAUGGAACUUACUUGUUCACCUGGCUAAGAACUCAUGGCCACUGUGGAAAUCUUGGUUAGGGAGUCAAAGAAACUGAGCCUGGGGCAAACGAGGCUUCCCACACUGCCAGGGGAGCCUCACUGUGAAGUCUAGGCUCAGACAGGCAUCAACAAACCUAUUCACCCCACCAUCAUCCUGAUCUAACCAUUCCCCAGUCAUCCCAGGAAAACCACUCACAGCCUGACACUGGGCUGACUUUCUUGAAGAUCCUCAUCCAAUUGGUGUUUUUCAGAAGUGUUCCAAUAUUAUGAAUUCUGUGUUGUGGAGAAAAGCAACCAUGCAUUUACUGGUCAAUGCCUUCUUGUAUAUGUAAUUCAAUACUUUUACUUUUAAUAUCCUCACCUUAUCUAAUCUUUGAAUUUUGUCAUGUAAUUUAUUGCUUCAUUAAGGUUACUUUUUGUUAUACAAAAUAAAAGCUGAUAUCCAAGGCAUGGUGCAUCUUGAUGAUUUUUUGUCCUUUGAAGUAUGGAUGAUAGAAAAAUGUAUCAGGUUUAUUCAUCUCAUCUUUCUGUUACAGGAUGAUUAAUUGUACAGUUACAUCACACGAAACAUUUAUAAUAAAGUCAUGCUUUAGAA